UGACAGGAAGUUAUAGGAGUAAACAUGUCAGCCACCAUGGAAAAUUUACCAACGUAGACAUCAUCGACUUGCUUUUUAGCAUAAAGUACUUUUAUUGAGCAAGGAAAAACAUAAGGCUUUUAAAGAAUUAACAUUGCAGUUUUUGUUCAUUAGUUUCACAUAGAUAUUUAAGCAUAAACCUAUGCAAACAGCCUGAGUGGGGGCUGCAAUCGGAAGUGAAAAUGGAUUGAGAAAUUUUUACGAUCAUCUUGCUAGUGCAGUCAUUUGUAUUCAUUGAAUAUGGCCACUAUCAAGAAUAACAAGGAUAUUGCCUGCUACUUCAUCACGAAGCAUUCAUGGAAGGGAAAAUACAAAAGAAUUUUCUCAGUUGGGACAAUGGGAAUAACAACCUACAAUCCACAAACUUUAGAAGUUACAAAUCAGUGGCCAUACUCAGAGUUUGUGAGUAUUGUUCCCAAUGUCAAAGCCCCAGGUAACAAUGAGUUCAUUAUAACUAUGAGGAAAGGUCCAAAGAAGACGGAAUCCAUGAAAUUUUCUACAGAUCACCGUUCAGAUUUACUAACUGAAGCUUUGAGAUUCAGGAAUCAGUUUGCUGAAGUAAAUAACACUACAAAGAGAUUCAACGCUUUCAAACAACAUUGGUCAGAUAACAGGGUACCAAUUAUCCUUGAGGUCAAUCAGGGGUCAGUGGACCAAGUUGACCCAGCUACCAACAAAGUUCUGUGUUCCUAUGACUACAAAGAUAUGGAGGGCAUCACACAUAUAUCAGACUAUCCUGGGGGUAUAGCUAUCAUUCAUGGAGGAUUUAGUCGUCUUCAUUUAUUUGCCUGUGAACAAAAAGAGAACUUGAUAAAAUGCAUAAUGGAAAGUGCAGCAGCUUUUGUUGGGAUAGCAGUCAAACAGAGGAAAGACCCAAUCUCUUACGAACAGUUUUUAACCCACAGAAUGGGAAAGUAUAGUACUGAUGAAGCCCUAACAUCCUAUGCUGAGUUUACAGUUCAGAAGAUUUCCCCGCGACACUCAGACCCAACUAGACGGACCAUGUGUCUUACUGAGACAUGCUUAGUAGAGCGUGAUCCAGCUACAUAUAACGUCGUCACAUGUAAACCUCUUUGUGAUAUAUUUGCAAUAAUAAGAGACCAAGAAAACCCACAGAAAUUCAGUGUAGAGUAUGUUAAAGGUGCAAUAAGGACCUAUCAAUCAACAGACAGGGAUGCCCUGAUUGCCUCAGUUCUGGACGGUGUGAGAGCCUCAGGAAACAGGGACGUCUGUGUGAAGAUGAUGUUUACAUCCCACGGCGAUCGUCUCGGUCCAUUCACAGUUCCCGUGGACGAAGAAGUGGAGAGUCAACUACUGAAGUUUAUUCAGCAGCCACCAGUUGGAAUGACAUUUGAGCAGUGUGUCUCUAGAUUCAACAGCAACAUAUCAUAUAGUGGACUUCUUCAUGCUGUCACACAAGAUGGUCUUUUUGCUGAAAACAAAGAAAAAUUGAUCAACGGAGCUUUGCUGGGUCUACUGGAGAGAGAGGGAGACCAGAAUGUGAUCUCAGUGGAGAAUCUAGAGGCACAGUUCCACGCCCUCAGGCGACUGGUGGCCUCCAAGGCAGGCUUCCAGGCCUUCACUGCAUUACCCAAAAUGAGAGAAAAAGUGGGGCUAAAGGUUGUUAAAGCUCUGAAGAGGAAAGACCAUGGUGUCACCCAUGCAGCUAUUGAUGUUCUCUGUGCUCUGAUGCAGCCCAUGCAUGAUGACUAUGACCUCCGACAAGAACAAAUGAACAAACUCUCCCUCCUCUCCUCCAAGAAAUUCCUGGAGACUCUAUUAGAGACCUUUAAUGACCAUGUCAUACACAGCACGGGAGCACUAGUGAUAUCGGCCAUGUUAGACUUCUUAACUUUCUCUCUGUGUGCACCGUACAGUGAAACCACAGACGGAACUCAUUUUGACACUCUGCUGGAAAUGGUGGCAGCAGAUGGCAGGAUUGUUUUCAAGUUAUUUCAGCAUCCCUCAAUGGCAGUGGUUAAAGGAGCUGGGCUUGUUAUGAAGGCUAUCAUUGAGGAGGGGGAUCAGGAGGUGGCAGCUAAGAUGCAGGACCUGGCCCUGUCAGAGGGAGCCCUACCCAAACAUCUACACACGGCCAUGUUUACCGCCAGCUCAGAUAACAGGAUGCUGACAAUCAGGCAGCUAAGUCGACAUCUUGUUGGUUUGUGGGUCACUGGACAUCCCACUGCCAUGGGCCUUCUGAGGCGAAUUCUGCCUAGUGGACUCCUGUCAUACUUGGACUCAGAUGCAGAAGUACCUGCCUAUGAGGACGACAAGCUGCAUGUCAGAGACAAUGUCAAACUCGCUCAGGAUAUUCAGAACAGAAACCGAAGGAAUCCUAAUCUAGUCAUGAUAGAGAAGAAAGUGGAUGAACUUCUGCAGCAUUGGAGGGCAAAGAUAGGAUUAGAAAAAAAUAAACAACAAAAUGAUUUAAAACCAGUGACGUUAAGAAAACGGAGACAGAGGAUAAAGAGUGAGGCCAAUUGGUCGCUAUUUUACUAUCAGUUUGGCCGAGAUCAUUCAAAACCUAACUUACUGUGGAAUUAUAAGACAAGGGAGGAGUUACGAGAAGCCCUGGAGAAUGAGAUGAGGGCGUUUAAUGUGGACAGAGAACUCGGGGCAAACUGUGUGGUGGGCUGGAACCAUCAGGAGUUUGAAGUGCCCUACAUCUGUCUGAAUGACGAAAUCAAAAUAGGUGAUUAUUAUUUGAGGCUUCUGCUUGAGGAAGGAGAAAAUGAAUCGGAGGAAACUAGUGCAAUUAAAAAAUCAUAUGAAUUCUUUAAUGACCUGUAUCACCGCUUCUUGCUGACUCCCAAAAUUCCAAUGAAGUGCAUGUGUCUGCAGGCUAUGACUAUUGUGUACGGGAAAUGUCAUGAGGAGAUAGGAGCUUUUAAUGACACCAGAUAUAUUGUAGGCAUGCUGGAGAGGUGUACAGAUAAACUGGAGAGGGAUAGACUGGUUCUUUUUCUCAACAAACUUAUUCUACACCAGAAAAAUGUCAAAGAAAUAAUGGAUGCCAAUGGAAUUAAAGUUUUAGUAGAUUUGUUAACACUAGCACACCUCCAUACAACCAGAGCUACAGUCCCACUACAGAGUAAUGUUAUUGAGGGAUCCCCCGACAUGAAGAGAGACAGUGAGAAGGAAUGGUACUAUGGUAACAAGGACAAGGAGAGAUUGGGACCAUUCUCUUAUGAAGAGCUGAAGGAACUAUGGAAGGAGGGGGAAAUUCAUGCCAAGACCAGGUGCUGGGCACAAGGGAUGGAUGGGUGGCGCCCCCUUCAGUCAGUUCCACAGCUCAAGUGGACACUAAUGGCUACCAGUCAGCCUGUGAUGAAUGAGAGUGAACUGGCUAGUCUCAUACUCAAUAUGUUAGUACAAAUGACUGAGUACUAUCCAAGCCGGGAUACUGAUGGUGCAAUAAUUCGUCCACUGCCAAAAGUGAAGAGAAUAUUAUCAGACCCAAUGUGUCUCCCACAUGUAGUACAGCUGCUUUUAACCUUUGACCCAACCUUAGUGGAGAAGGUUGCUCGUCUUCUAUACCUGAUUAUGAUGGAUGGAGAAAUUCUCCAAAAUUUAUCUCGACAUUCUAUAACUUGUUUGUGUUUCUUCUUUAUUAUGAUGUACACAGGAUCUAAUGUGUUACCUAUUGCUCGAUUCCUGAAAUACACGCACAUGAACCAGGCAUUCAGAUCAGAAGAGAAUUUUGGCUCAGACAUUGUAAGUAGGAGUGUCCUUGGCCAUCUACUGCCAGAAGCCAUGGUGUGCUAUCUAGAAAACUAUACACCAGAAAAAUUUGCCGAAAUUUUCCUCGGAGAGUUUGAUACACCAGAAGCCAUAUGGAAUGCAGAGAUGAGGUACUUAACAUUUAUACCUUCAUAGGAUGAAUACUCCUUUUAUCUAAAAUCAUUAUACCAGUACUGUCCCAUUCCAGUGGUCAACUAUCCACAACUUGAACAUGAACUGUUUUGUAAUAUGUAUUAUCUUAAGCAUCUCUGUGAUACUCAGAAAUUCCCAGAUUGGCCAAUCAAGGACCCAAUCAAAUUGCUAAAAGAAAUUUUAGAAGCAUGGAAGAAAGAAGUAGAAAAGAAACCUCCUUCAAUGUCUAUAGAGGAAGCGUAUGAGACACUGCAUCUAAAGAAAGGAGUAGGAGGACAUGAAGAGGCAAAAAUUAGGAAAGCUUACUUUAAACUGGCUCAAAAAUAUCAUCCUGAUAAAAACCCAGAAGGAAGGGAAAUCUUUGAACAAGUGAACAAAGCCUAUGAAUUCCUGUGCAGCAAGUCUCGGCUGGUGGAGGGACCAGAUCCACAAAACAUUGUCUUAAUCCUCAAAGCUCAGUCCAUACUCUUCAACAGAUACAAAGCAGAGCUUGAGCCAUAUAAGUAUGCUGGUUAUCCCAUGUUAAUUAAGACCAUACGUAUGGAGACGAACGAUGAUGCCCUGUUCUCCAAGUCUGCCCCGUUACUCUCCGCAGCUGCAGAACUGUGCUACCAUACCGUCAACUGCUCAGCAUUAAAUGCAGAGGAGCUCCGAAGGGAAAAUGGAAUACAGACACUACAAGAAGCGUUUGCCAGGUGUAUCAAUGUGCUAAGUAUGAUGAGUAAACCUGAAGAUGUAGCAGUACAGGUGUGUUCCCAUAUUGUUAAGUGCUAUGCGGUGGCUUCACAGUUUGAGGGCUGCAGAAACGAAUUAUUAGAAUUUUUUACCAUUAUUAUCUUUCAGAACCUUGCCAAGCUGUGUUCUGUGGUGGCCGAGUGUGUCAGUGCUUUCUCUGUAGACUUCUGGUUACAAACCAAUCUCUUCCAGUCAGGUGUGUUAUGGCACCUUUUAUUGUUCCUGUUUAAUUAUGAUUAUACACUGGAGGAAGGAGGGGUGGAGAAAAGUGGAGAGUCAAAUCAACAGGAGGUAGCUAAUAACUUGGCUCGGCUGUGUGUCAGAGCUUGUGCCAGGUUAGGAGGUUAUUUUCCCGAGGGAUCAGAGCUGUCCACCCCAGAAAAUGUUCCCGUCAAGAAGUCCCUCCAUGCUUUGUUGACCCCAUUCUUAGCGAGGAAACUCUCCAAUGAAAAUCCUAAUGAGUUGCUGAAGCUGUUAAACAGUAAUUCAGAGAACCCCUACUUGAUCUGGGACAAUGCCACUCGAGCUCAGCUGACGGAAUAUCUGUCUGAUCAACAGCAGCAGGUUAUCAAAACCGGUGAAUGUGACAAACACUAUGGAUCAGAGUUCUUGUUUGAAAUCCAUGCCAAAGAACUGAUUGUAGGAGAGAUAUAUGUCCGUAUUUAUAAUGAACAGCCCACGUAUACUCUAGAGAAUCCCAAAGGAUUUACAAUUGACCUGCUGGACUACAUGGGAUCCCAGGCCCAGUAUUUACAUUCUCUGAUGAUGUUAAACCAAAGUAAUGCUAAGCAGGCAGCCCAAGGCUCCAGACUGAAGAAUGUGGAGAUGGCAUUAGAGGGUCUACGUAACGUCAUCAAAAACAACCCAGGUGUGGAGAUUCAGUGUAUAGGACAUUUCAAGUUACUGUUCUGUCUGUUAAGACUAGAUGACUGUGCCAAACUGCAGCAGUUUGCUUUAGAAGUCAUCAAUAGUGUAACAACCAAUCAGGAGUGUGUCAAUGAUAUAGCAGCCUCAGAGGUCCUAGCCUACCUACUUAUGGCCAUUGCAAUGCUCCCAAGUUGUCAGUUACUGACCUUAGAGAGUUUAUUUUCCCUGAUGUCUAGUACUAAGAUAGUGAAGGAGGCCCUGGCUAAGGGUGCCCCUAUUUACCUCCUGGAUUUGUUCGCUAAUGCCACCAAUCCUAAUGUCAGGGAGAAGACAGCGGAACUGAUGGCCAAAAUGUUGUCAGACAAACUAGUGGGACCAAAAGUUAGGAUCAUCCUGUCCAAAUUCUUGCCAGUUAUUUUCAUGGAUGCCAUGAGGGAUUCGCCAGAGGCCAGUGUUCACAUGUUUGAAGGGACCCAUGAGAACCCUGAAUUGAUAUGGAAUGAUGAGUCAAGAGAAAAAGUGUCAGACACUGUAAAGAAACUUAAAAACAGCCAUUACAAAGCCCAGAGAGAGAAUCCUGACACAAGAUGGGGACUGAAUGAAGACUUUAAUGUGGUCUACUCAGAUGUCCAGGGAGAGCUGACCAUAGGAGGGGUAUUCCUGAGGCUAUUUAUAGCUAACCCUGGCUGGGUGCUAAGGAAACCCAAGGAAUUCCUGACAGAGUUGAUGGAGAAGUGGACACAUCUCAUCAGUAUGCAGAACACAGAUAAUGAGACUCUAGAGACAGUAACGACAGGAGUGGUGUGUUUGUUUUCCUCUCAGCAAGCGUUACUAGACCAAGUUCCCUCCCUUGGGUACAUUCCCAAAAUCUUCCAAGCAAUGAGUAGUCGUAACAAUGCUGUUCCCAAGGCCGCUAUACAAGUGGUUCAUCAGCUAGCCAAUAAUGAGAUUUGCAUCAGGAGUAUGGCCCAGGUGGAGUGUAUCAGUGCUAUGAUGGUGGGGAUGAAGGCCAGGAGGGACCAGAUCGCCCUGGCGGCCGAGGCCCUGUACAAGAUGUUUGACAAAGGGGAGGAGGAACUGGUGUCUCAGGCCAUUAAGACUGAUCUAGUGCCGUUCCUACUGAAGCUGUUGGAGGGAGGGCUGGAGAGCCUAGAUAAACCUGCGGCAACCAAAGCUCAGAUCGUCAAGGCCCUCAAGUCCAUGCAGAGGUCGUUCCAAUAUGGAGAACAGAUAACAAACAUUUUAGACAAGUCAGCUGUGUGGAGGGAAUACAAAGACCAGAAACAUGAUCUAUUUAUAUCAGACACACCUAUUGCUGGCUAUCUGACUGGUCCAACCGGACCCAGUGUGGCUGGAUACCUGACCUCCGGGUCACGACCCACAAUUCCAGACAAACCGCCACCUGUGGACAGACAUGAUGAUCUCCUGCACUGAAAUUAGAAGUGGCCAGUCAAACACACCAAUUAACAGUAAACGAGACUGCUAAAAAGGGAAUACUGUUCCUAUCAUUACAUUUUAGUGCAGGUGCUAUGUUAUUUUUGUUCUGAAAGAGACAUUGAAGAAGACAGAGAGGGAUUUUAGUUCUUGUUUUAUCGUACACGUUAAUGAUACAAUUAAAUUUCCUUUUCCAUUGCUUAGAAAUUAUAUAUUAUAGAGCUAAGGUCUUUUUUGUUACUGAAAAAGAUUAUUUGUUCCUUACACCAUAGUUGAUCCUUUUUCCAUUUUUUUUUACUUUUGCAAA
This is a messenger RNA of Saccostrea cuccullata (small rock oyster), 7258 nucleotides long. Its product is annotated as dnaJ homolog subfamily C member 13-like. Gene Ontology annotation, biological process: endosome organization; receptor-mediated endocytosis; regulation of early endosome to late endosome transport. Gene Ontology annotation, cellular component: endosome membrane. The record is from RefSeq and is a predicted model, not a curated record. NCBI's taxonomy places the organism in Eukaryota, Metazoa, Mollusca, Bivalvia, Ostreida, Ostreidae.